UGCUGAGCUGAUCCACCCCGAACAGACUCAGAGGAACCGGUCCAGGGCUCAUAAACAAGAUCAGCUGCUCUUACUACUAACUUUAACUCUGGUUGUUAGCAGAUAGCUAAGAAGCUAAGCUAACGGCUAGCUUGACGGGCUAACGUUCAACGCUUUACUGGCCUCUUGUGAUCUGAUGCCCCGUCUGCCGACCUGACGAAGAUGGUGUCGUCGAUUAUAUCCCGAUUUGUCGUGCUGCUGUUCGGAACCCUGUACCCUGCGUACUACUCCUACAAGGCGGUGAAGACCAAGAAUGUAAAAGAAUACGUCCGCUGGAUGAUGUACUGGAUUGUGUUCGCGCUCUUCACCGUAGCCGAGACCAUAGCAGACCUCACCGUAGCCUGGUUUCCCCUCUAUUAUGAAAUAAAGAUCGCCUGCGUGAUCUGGCUGGUGUCGCCCUACACUAGAGGAGCCAGUAUUAUCUACAGAAAGGUCCUACAUCCUCUUCUGACCUCAAAAGAAAGGGAAAUCGACGACUACAUCGUCCAAGCCAAAGAGCGAAGCUACGAGACGAUGCUGCACUUCGGCAAGCAGGGCCUAAGUAUAGCGGCGACGGCGGCUGUCUCCGCGGCUGUCAAGGGACAGGGAGCAAUCACGGAGAAGCUGAGGAGUUUCAGCAUGGCUGACCUCACCCAGAUCGGGCAGGAGGAUGCAGGCGGCGGGUCAUACCCACCGUAUUCCAGCGCCAAUCCAGCCAGAAGAGCAAAAGCCUCCACCCAGCCUGAUGAAACCGAUUACGAUGACGAUCCUGACGACGACCGUGCUGACGAGGAGGGCGAGGGCGUUUUCUCCGAGGACGAAGCGGUGUCGCAGCGCGGCAUCAGGCGAUCACAGAGUGUCAAAGUGGCACGCUCUAAACUCCGCAAAGACGCACGUUAUGGAUCUCUGAAGAUCAAGGGGAGACGGAGGACCCCGGUAAAUACCAUGACCUACACAGGGCCCGACCAAUAACCAGUGACUACUGACUCACAAGAGCCUCAUCUACAGAGACCCAACGAGUGUGAAUGAUGUUCGACUCUUUUAAUGGCUGUGGGUUCUAUUUUUACUCCCGCUGUUUUUACUCCUGUAGGUUUUUUAAUGCAACACAUUUACUAUUUAUUUCUGACGUACAGAUCUAACUCAACACAAGCGUGUACAUUUGUAAAAAUAAUAUCAUACAGAAGAAAAGAAUAUAUUGUCAUUUUUACGAGGGUUAUUGUGAUCACGUGUUUAGCUUUUUCUGAAUUUCACAGUCGGUGCAACUUUUGAUAGUAUUUACUAUUUUAUCUGCAGUAUUUAAAUGCUGUACUUCUGUGGACGUGGGUUUUGUACUCCCAUGAUGUUUUCAUGGUUCUUGUGCUGCCUUGUGUGUAGUUUAGGAGACUCACCUGAACACGGAUCAGGCCAAAGCUUUCCCAUAAAAAGGGAUUUUUAAGGGAGUCAAGAGGUAAAAACUACUAGGUAGAUUGAACGAAUGAACUGAGUGAAUGAAUUUAAUUAUCAAAAAAUUGGUGACGGUUUUAAAUGGGUGAUUUUAUUCUAGUUUUAUUAAGUUUUUAUGUUUUUAAAAGUCCUUUGCACAUUUAAAACGGUUGUCUGUCAUCUCGCUGCAUGUAUCCUUGCUCUGUAAAAGGACCACAUGUUAACUUUAUACCAAAGUGAUAUACUCCACUACAUCUGGUGAAGGUCAGAUUAAGUUUCUGAUGUUGAUCUGCUUGGAUGAAUGCUUUAUUCUAAAUGAAUGUGCUGGUGUGAGUGAAUAAACGUGUACACGUUCA
Molecule: messenger RNA, 1796 nt
Organism: Trichomycterus rosablanca
Lineage: Eukaryota; Metazoa; Chordata; Actinopteri; Siluriformes; Trichomycteridae
Gene: reep3b
Product: receptor accessory protein 3b
Exons: 9
Coding region: 202-990 (262 amino acids)
Cellular component (GO): endoplasmic reticulum membrane; cytoplasmic microtubule
Molecular function (GO): microtubule binding
Source: RefSeq, a predicted model, not a curated record